Messenger RNA from Drosophila ficusphila, 2904 nucleotides. RefSeq names its product serine/threonine-protein kinase MARK2-like. The record is from RefSeq and is a predicted model, not a curated record. Gene Ontology annotation, molecular function: protein serine/threonine kinase activity; tau-protein kinase activity; ATP binding. Bases 776 to 2896 code for a protein of 706 amino acids. Gene Ontology annotation, biological process: microtubule cytoskeleton organization; intracellular signal transduction; protein phosphorylation. Gene Ontology annotation, cellular component: cytoplasm. NCBI's taxonomy places the organism in Eukaryota, Metazoa, Arthropoda, Insecta, Diptera, Drosophilidae. The transcript is spliced from 2 exons.
UCUCUAAGUGUAGGCUCUCUUCCUCUCUUUCUCAGCAGCGUCUCAGACGUUUUCAAGACCUGUCUUUCGGAUUGCGCUCCGUUCAUUUCCACGACGCGCCUUGUAUCUGAAAGUUCGCUCUCGCUGUAUCGUUUUCGCUGUACGGAUACGCCACACUUACUGGAUAUUGGGUACUGGAUUAACGCUAAUUCGUUUUUGAUUGCCGCCCUUGGGGGAUCACCAAGUGGACCGAGGCAAGGCAGCUGCCACUCCUCACUUACGAAGGAAACCGAAUACCACCAGCUGGGUCGAAUCCUCGCCAGUCGCAAACAAGAACAACAGGGGCACACGAUCGCAUCGCAGGAUCACAAAGGACUCGUGCCAUUCGAGCCGAGGGGGUUGUUGGUGAUAGCGCCUCCUGAAAGAAGUACCGACUCAUGCGGUCGGGCGUCGAGACAAAGUGAUCCUGCGGCAAGGAGCAGAGCAGGACGAGCCGCUUAUCAGCCAUGCAUGCGAUUCGGGGUGGCUGAGGGUUGCAAACACGCGUUCUUAUCUUAAAGCUCGACCUUUUUCGGGAGGGUGACGAAAUAGAGCAGAUGUGCAAACAACGCCACCGAUGACUGAUGACGGAUGACUGACGAAGCCCAGCAAUUACACCUUGGAGGGAGGCGAUAAUUUCCCCCCGAGCGGAGCGACUCGUGCCCGGCACACUUGGAGAUCCCGAACAGGAGCCACUCUCGCCUGGCCACUCAGAUUCGGGCCCCAGAUUCGCAGCUUCUAAAUUCCCAGUAUUAAAAUGUCGGUGGACAACAGUCUCGGCAUUCUCGACUUCAGUUUGGCUAACGAGAGUGAAAAGGCAGCGAUGACAGUGGCAACUUUGUACAAAACUUCCGACAAGGAGAACGAUCCAGAUGCCCAGCUAAAUGGUAUUAUCACCACCGGAGCAACAGCCCAACCAGCCACGCCCACUGCCGCAACUUCAGCCGCCCAACCGCCCACGAGCACUCCUUCAGCUGCCAAGGAUGCGAUCGAUGGUGGUUGUUGCAGCAGCAACACGGAUCCCAAGUUUCAGUCAUAUGUGAAUGGGAAUGGCAAUGGCAUCUACAAGAUCAUCAAGACUCUGGGAAAGGGGAACUUCGCGAAGGUCAAGCUGGCGAUCCAUGUGCCCACGGGCAGGGAGGUGGCCAUCAAGGUGAUCGACAAGACCCAACUGAACACGAGUGCUCGACAGAAACUCUACAGAGAGGUGAAGAUCAUGAAGCUGCUGAAUCACCCGAACAUCGUGAGACUCUUCCAAGUCAUCGAAUCGGAAAGGACGCUCUACUUGGUGAUGGAGUACGCCAGUCGAGGAGAGCUCUUCGAUCAUCUGGUGAAGAACGGAAGGAUGCGGGAGAGGGAUGCCCGGGUGAUAUUCAGGCAACUAGUGUCCGCCAUUCAGUAUUGCCACAGCAAGUUCGUGGUCCAUCGGGACCUAAAAGCAGAGAACCUGUUGCUGGAUCAGCAUAUGAACAUAAAGAUAGCGGACUUUGGCUUUGGGAACACCUUCGAUCCGAAUGCCCAGCUGGAAACCUUUUGUGGAAGUCCUCCCUACGCAGCUCCUGAACUUUUCAUGGGCAGAAAGUACACGGGACCCGAAGUGGAUGCCUGGUCGCUGGGAGUGGUGCUGUACACCCUGGUUAGUGGAUCUCUGCCCUUCGAUGGCGGCACUCUGAAGGAACUGAGGGAGAGGGUUCUGCGUGGCAAGUACCGAGUGCCCUACUACAUCUCCAUGGAUUGCGAGAACCUGAUGCGAAAGUUCCUGGUCCUGAAUCCCGUCAAGCGUACCUCCCUAUCGGCAGUCAUGUCGGACAAGUGGAUUAAUCUGGGUCACGAGGAGAGCGACAAAUUGCGACCCUUUCGGGAGAAGCCGAUGGAGCUGCAGGAUGCCGCACGCUUCGAUUUGCUGGUGAACAUGGGUCACAAGCGGAGGGACGUGGAGCAGUCGGUGAAGGGCCAGCUGUUCGACGACAUCUACUGCACCUACAUGCUGCUGGGCGUGGCCAAACCACGAUCCUCCACCCGCAACCCCAAAACGGAGGCUCUAGCCACAGGGGACAUGAAUACUCCGGCAGUCAGCAGUCCGCUUCCCAGCAUCACCACACCCACUGUAACCAUUGCCCAGGUGACCCUCGCCAUGGAUAAGAAUCCGUCCAGCCAUUCUGCUGCAGCCUCAAGUCGUCCUAUUGCUCCUCGCCUGGCGAACGUUCCUGUCACGCCUACUUCAACGCCUCCUUCGGGACCUCCUGCCAAGCCCACCCGCCGAACUCCUGCAAGGACUCCAGCCCGCAAGCCCUCGAAUCAAGGACGUCCGGAGCCCUCGAGUCUGCCGCACACUCCGCAGUCUAAAAGAGCCAGUUCAAAUAUGGAUGUGAAGCCAACUCUGCUGAGUGCCCAGCGGCAGUUGGCCCAGAACCAAAAGUUGGCCGGCACCCCGCCCCGUUUUCAAUACCCCGGCUCACAGACUCCAAACCAAGCUCAGGGAUCCUCGAGAAGACCAACGACUCUUUACGAGAAGGCGGAACCUGCAGUCACGCCUCUUUUGGUGCCCAAAUCCCCUGCCAUCGGAGGACGACUCAUGGAAAGGAUUCCAGGAGCGGCGGCGGUGGAGAAGACUUCCGAGAAACCCUUCACGCGACACAAUGUGGCACGGGCCACUUUUCACUUUGGCCAGGCGCGCAGUGGAAAACGAGGUGGAGGAUCGGGAAGUGGAGCAGGUGGGGAGGAGGAUAACUACCAGACGCCACCCUUAUCCGCUGACGACACCAAGCCCGCCUCCAGAGUGGGUUUCUUCUCCAAACUCACAGCUCGCUUUGGCAGAAGGGUGAUCCACCUGAACGAAAAGGAUGCCACCGAGCAGCGCAAGAACCUCACCAAAUAGAAGAGAUC